Brachypodium distachyon (stiff brome) is the source of this 1167-nucleotide messenger RNA. RefSeq lists its product as uncharacterized. NCBI's taxonomy places the organism in Eukaryota, Viridiplantae, Streptophyta, Magnoliopsida, Poales, Poaceae. Gene Ontology annotation, molecular function: DNA binding. The record is from RefSeq and is a predicted model, not a curated record. The transcript has a single exon. Bases 1 to 1167 code for a protein of 388 amino acids. Gene Ontology annotation, biological process: regulation of DNA-templated transcription.
AUGGAGGAGGCAGAGGCAGAGCUCGGCGAGGUCUUCUACCUCUGCAGCUUCAACCCUAGCCCGGUGGAGGCCGUCACCUACUUCUUGCCGCGGCUCAUCUCCGGCGAGCCGCUGCCCCGUGGCGCCGAGCAUCUCAUCCACCGCGUCGACAUCUACAACCACGAGCCCAAAGACCUCGCCGCGGCCUUCGCCCCCGCGCCCAAGGCCGAGCGCACCGGCGACCGCUUCUUCUUCACGCUCUCCAAACGCCAGAAAGGGAGCCGCACCAGGACAGCGCGCGUCGCCGGCGCCGGCACCUGGACCAUCCAGAAGACAAGGGACGUCAACGAUGAGUCCGGUCUGAAGGUGGGCGAGAGGAGGAGCCUCUGCUUCAGGAAGGGCAAGGCGUCCACCAGCUGGGUCAUGGAGGAGUACCGGUGCUUGCGGCCAGACGCUAUAGUGGACGACGGGGAGAUGGUGUUCUGCAAGAUCCAUCUUUCAUCCAAGCCGCGUCCCGAAGCUCAACAAGAGUCCGCCGCAUAUCUCCGUCGUCAUCAAGAACUCGCCAAGAAUCAGCCGCCAAUGCCGGUAGCAAAGAGGCCGGCGCCGUGUGCCGCCGAUCCGCCGAGCCCAAAACGUGCGCGGGUUGCUUCCCUGACCCCUGCCGUGGCUGAAUCUGACGGCGGCGACAGCAACGCGUUCGCGAGCUUGCUGGAGGAGGACAUGCUUGGUGCCGUCAGCUCCCAAGACGAGAUCGCCCCUAUCAACAUCGACGACUACAUAGACAGGUUUACUUGCUCGAUUCACGAAUUUCUCGGUGGAGCAACUGAUCCGGAGGAGGCCGCCACGCUUCCGGCCGACGAACCAGAGAACGAUUUUGACAACAGCAUGGCGAGCGAUGAGGAGUUCAACUUUGACAUUCCACUACUGAGCAACUCGAGCAUGGUGUUCAACCUAAACGGUGAGGACAGCUUCAACCUGCUGGACAACGACCUCUACGACUACAAGCUUCAGACCGAUGAUGGAGAGCAACAGCAGGCCGGCUUGACGAGUGACGACGAGUCGUGGGCCAUGACGGCAGAAGACGAAGGAUUCAUGCGGCUCAUGGGGAGCUACACGCCAUGGCCGACGAUGUUCACUCUGGAUCAGCUCGAGGGCCACAACGAGUUCUUCUCCUACGUUGAAUGA